AUGGAUAAAAUAAAAUCUCUUAAUAUUGAUAUUGCUUAAUAUCAGACAGAUUACCUUAGACCAAUCCCCAAUAUUGUGACAUCGGAUACAUUGUGGAAUGACAAUAUUCUUCUAAUGAAUGUCCAAUGGAAUUAUACUCUGGAAAUUAACUAUGAUAAAUUGAGUCAAGUCAAAGAGAUCAUCCAAAAAACCUGUACAACUGAAAUCAGCGAUGAAGAAUAAAGAGUAAAUGCAAUCAACACAUUUAAAUAGCUACUAUUUGAUUAUCUCUCAAGCGAAAAGGAGUUGCUCAAAAAUUGCGGAUUCACUUGUCAAAGACUACCUAUCAUCAUUGAAAAGAAUAAAGAGAUUGCACAUUUUCUCUUGAUUUAAAUAUGCAAUUUAGAUGGCUUCGAAGAAUUCUUAGAAGUCUUCAUCUAAACCGAUGUCACUUAGAAUACACUUGAAUUGUUUGCUCAAUUAUUUGGGGAACUCAAAUUACCAUAAGAAUAUAUCACACAGUAUAUUAAUUAUUGUAUAGACUUUUGCAAUAAUAUCAAAGAAAAACAACAAUAGAACAAAUUAGUUAGGUUUGUCUCCGUUUUCAUCUAGUAGAUGCUUAAAUAGAAAGCAUUCAUCACCAAAGAUAUUCUGACUGAUGUAAGAAUAAAUAACAUUUAGUUAUUAGCAUUCUGCAUUGAAUUCUCCAAAGUUGGCGAAGUAUCUAAGCUCUUCAAACUAGUCAAAGGGCAAGAACCUGCCUCAUAAUGAUAUAAUAAUCAUAUCAUAUUCGUCUUUGUAACUAGU
Paramecium tetraurelia is the source of this 786-nucleotide messenger RNA. RefSeq lists its product as uncharacterized. Gene Ontology annotation, cellular component: CCR4-NOT complex. The transcript has 3 exons. NCBI's taxonomy places the organism in Eukaryota, Ciliophora, Oligohymenophorea, Peniculida, Parameciidae. The record is from RefSeq and is a predicted model, not a curated record. Gene Ontology annotation, biological process: mRNA catabolic process; negative regulation of translation.